UUUCUCUCACUUUUUUGUCUUAUCUAUUUAGCCGUCUUCCUCUUGGCAUUGAGACUCAUAAUGCCUUACUCUUACCUCUAUCACUAUGCACAAUCCAUGUUGAACAAGUACUGCUUUGGUAAGAAAACUGUUCACUCCUUUUUAGGGUUACAAAACAAGCCUUCUCACCCUCAUUCCAAAUGUGGUUUAGGGUUGAUUUUUAGCACUGAAAACAAUCCCAAUAUUUUCGAGUCCUCCUCAUUACCAUUGCUCAAUACUAACCCUAUGUCUUCAUCGUCAAAGAAAGACCCUGGUGUAAUAAGAUUUAUGGAUGAUAUGGACUUAUGCACUGAGAGUUUAGGGUUUGAGAGUUGUAACGAAAGACAGAUCGAUGAUGAUGAUGGUCGUGGUGGUGAAUAUAAUGGGUUUUGUGAAGAGGAGAUUAGGGGUAGAUGGAGGGAUAAGAAGAGGGUUGAAGAGAAGAGAUUGGAGGAUAAAAGGAAUAAGAAGUUUCCACCACCACUUUCUUCAUUGAACCAAAACGGUAAGCCUUGUUUUUACCUAAAGCCUGUAAGGGCAAAUGGGAGGUUGGAGUUAACCGAGGUUAAGAUACAUAGACCAGAGAUUUUAUGUGCUGUUAGGGAAAAUGGACGAUUGAGAUUGCAUCUUGUUAGUAGCGAUGCUUGCUGUAAAUUCAAUGAGGAAGAGGAAGAUGAAGAGAGAGAACAUGAAGGACAAGUACAUGACUUGCAUGAAGAAGAAAAAGCAGGGGGGAUAAAAGUUGAAGAAUUGUGGACUAUUAGAGUGGAAGGUGGAGGUCCCAGUAGAUUUCAUGAGAUGGUAGAUUAUCAUCGACAUCAUGGAAUCAAUGGACAUCAUAGCAUGCAUGUGUGGAGGCAGCCAAGUGUGUCAAUAAGGUGAAUACUAAUAAAUUAGCAAAUGUAGGACGGUGAAAAUAAAGGAAAAAAAGACGAGCUCGACUAAUGGUCUGUGUUUUGUUUUGGGAGAAGAUGGAUGUCUUCGUCUGAGACAUGAUAAGUAUGAUGUGUAUAUGCUAAUUUUGGAGGUUAAAGAUGGGGAAUCUCCAAACGUCAACACUGUUAAAAAAAGAUUUUUAAAAAAAUUCUGGAGAUUUAUCUUUGAUUUUCCAAUAAAGAUGUUGAAUACCAAAAAUACCCAACAAUUUUGUUAUUAUCUUUUUGCCUAAAUUAGUAGAAUUUAGGUUGUGAAAGUUUACUCCAGUGU
Hibiscus syriacus is the source of this 1224-nucleotide messenger RNA. RefSeq names its product protein FANTASTIC FOUR 3-like. NCBI's taxonomy places the organism in Eukaryota, Viridiplantae, Streptophyta, Magnoliopsida, Malvales, Malvaceae. Bases 61 to 900 code for a protein of 279 amino acids. The transcript has a single exon. The record is from RefSeq and is a predicted model, not a curated record.